AUGGUAACGUUUUACCGAUGCAUGCACACGUUGAAAGUGCGAAUCCCCAUUCCGAGAGAUUUGCAAGAAAGAAAAUUGGCUGAACUCAAGCUUUUUAAAGAAGUUCGUGACAAAACAGUAGAGGGAAAAUCUGCAAAAUAUUCAGAUGAGGAGGUGCAUUUCAGGAUCUCGAAACUUGGUAGUUCCUCUAGUGCCAAACAGGAGAAGGGGAGCCAACCAAUAGGUCUAAGCGAGUCCGGUAAGUCUUUUCUUCCUGUUCCCAGAAGCAUUCAAAACUUUCGUAAUCCAUUAAAUGUACGAAUAGAUGCACUGGCGGAUUAUCUUGCGUGCAGAAAGAAUACCAGACACUUACCAAGCAAAUUUAUCACUUCAAGAAAACUUACACCAUAUGAUGAACUUUGCCAAGUUGAAGAUAACAGUAUUGCGAGAUUAUCAGUAACGAAGAUUUUGCCACACGCUUACUGUGAAUUGAAGGACAUGUACCAACUAUACUUGGGGGGCAUUCGAGUGCAAACUCGAGCGAUGAAAGACGGAAAGAAAAUCCAUCAAGUCUUAGAAGAGUCUAUUCAUCCACAAAUUGAUCUCUGCUUGGAGACUUUAUCAGGAGAGGACGAGAUAGUGAGGAUAGAUAAAUCUACAAACCUUUAUGAGUUAAAACCAGCUAAAGAGACGAGAACAGAAAUGGAUAAGAUGGCAGCAGAGAUGGGUAAGCUACAAGUACAAUCCGGCGAUGAAGACACUACGCUCCACAAAGAGCCACUUACAAUGAAAGACCCCCUCCAGUCUGAACAGCUGGAUACGGAGGAGAAAAGAAUGAAAUAUCUGAAAGAAAAUUACAAUAUCGAGGAUACUACUAGUGAUGGCGUGGAAAAAUCGAAAGAGGCUGUUGUUUUAGAUGAUGGACAAGAGGCAGAAGAAGAUCAGAUUCAAGUAAGGCCUAUGGAUCUAGAGGAAACGGCAGAAAUUGAUGUAAAGAAAGAAACUAAUGGCGAACUCAUAGUUAUAAAGCUGAAUGAUAUUGAGUUGAUUGCGAAGUCUCAAGUACACAAAAUAGCGCAAACAAUAAGAAGACUCAUAAAUCUGUUUGAAUUUGGCAAAGGACGUGAGAUUCUAGUCCAUGCCCUUUAUGAUCGUAAAAGAGAAAAAUUGUUGACCGAAAUACCAGCAGGUGAGGGGAUUAUUCCUGAAGACUGCAUCAUUAUCAGCGGAAUCAUUGAUGACCUCCAUUUAACAAGUAAUCAUGAAGAUGCAUUUAGGGCCUUCCAAAGAGAACUCCAGUAUGAACUCAAAAAAGCGUUUGAUUUUGAAGAAACUUUUAGGGCAAUUAGAAACAAGACCAAGCAGUGGACAGAUGCAGACGAUCCGAUGUUAUAUCUGGUUGUCAAUGAUGACAAGUCACGGAGCGACAAAAGAAAACCUUCCCCGAGAUACCAGAAAACACAGCUACUCCAAGUGGGUAUGUAUCGGAAAUUCCUUGGUAUCUUGUCGAAAGACGUCAAUUUCACAUACGAAUCAUGGAGGUACAACAUGGAAUGCCGGAUGGAGUCUUUAGACUUGCCGUUGGAUAAUACACUAGUGAGCUUUUCAUAUUUUGUGAAUCAUUUUUUACUCAAUGACUACAUUAAGCUUAAGCGUGGUGAACCGUUGGAGUUUACCGGAAUAUCGCGUCCACCUCUGCAAACCGCAGAAAGGUUUGCUAAGCCAUACACUUUCAUUAACACCACAAAUGUGAAAGAAUUGGAUAUACUUGAGGGAGAGUGGGUACAUCCUCCGACACUAGCACACAUUUUGGGGAGACUAGCGCAGGCCCAAUGUUUGCUGAAUGAUUUCUUAUCGGACAGACUUCAGGUAACCUAUGUUAGUCGUUCUACGGGUGAAUGUCUGAAUGUUAUUUCCGGCAAAUACGACGGUGAUUAUGUGAGCGAACAAAUCGGAGAGGGAAUGGAUCUUUGGAUGGGGAAGAGAGAGCCUAGUGCUACCAACUAUGAACAAGCUUGUAACUACUGUGAUUUCAAAAACAAGUGUGAGAUACCAGACCGCCUAAAAGGUCUCUUGUAA
Molecule: messenger RNA, 2058 nt
Organism: Pichia membranifaciens NRRL Y-2026
Lineage: Eukaryota; Fungi; Ascomycota; Pichiomycetes; Pichiales; Pichiaceae
Exons: 1
Coding region: 1-2058 (685 amino acids)
Biological process (GO): interstrand cross-link repair
Cellular component (GO): nucleus
Molecular function (GO): single-stranded DNA 5'-3' DNA exonuclease activity
Source: RefSeq, a predicted model, not a curated record